AUGGAUCCUGUAGCGCUGCAUUCCGACGAUCCGCGGCUGCUCGGCCGCCGCAGCGCCGGAGGGCCGAAAGAAACAGAGAAGCCUCGCCCGGAGGAGCCGUUGCUACGUCCGGGGAGGGCCAAAGUCGUGCAGGAGGUGAAGGUGCGAGCUGCCAAAAGCAAGGAGGCAGAGAUCGUGGGGCUUCUGAGGGAGGGCAUGUUCGUGACCAUCCACGAGGUGUGCACCAAGUCAGCGCACGUGGAAUAUUCGGUGACCGGGCUGACCGGCUGGGUCACCUUGAGCAAGAACUCGGAGCCGGUACUUAAGGAGGAUCCCUGGGCGCGACCUUUCGUGAAGAAGGCACCCAGAGCUUCGGAGGCACCCUUAGAGCCCUGCGAGAAAGUCUUCACAAAACCAGCUGCCUUGGGCCCUGUCACGAAAGCCACGGGCGGUUGUGCGGGGGAUCACCGCAGCCUGCCUCCGUCGGCGUGGGAGAGGAUCCAUCAGAAGUUUCAGCAAACUGCGACGUCCUUUACGACUCCAAGUUCAAAGGUUCAGCGUGGCGAAGCCAUAGCAGGCAUAGCCGACUGGAGUGGCGAUCAUCGCAGCCUGCCUGCGUCGGCGUGGGAGAGGAUCCAUCAGAAGUUUCAGCAAACUGCGACGUCCUUUACGUCUCCAAGUUCAAAGGGUCAGCGUGGCGAAGCCAUAGGAGGCAGAGCCGACUGGAGUGGCGAUCAUCGCAGCCUGCCUGCGUCGGCGUGGGAGAGGAUCCAUGAGGCGUUUGACAGUCCACGUCGUCCCGAGUCCGCAGCCGCAUCCGGCUGGUGGAUGGCUUUUUGGCAGCAAGCUACUCGCGAUCUUUGCUGCAGCCGGUGA
This is a messenger RNA of Symbiodinium sp. CCMP2592, 855 nucleotides long. NCBI's taxonomy places the organism in Eukaryota, Dinophyceae, Suessiales, Symbiodiniaceae. The record is from the annotation of a GenBank genome assembly.